AUUUACCAGUACUAUAGCAGUGCACUUGAGUUUUUACAGUUUAGUCUACCUAUGUUUCUAUCAAAGAAGUAUGAUGAUGUAGGAAAAGAAGAUUUCCAAUGGCUUUUUACUAAAUUUUCAGAAAUAUUCCUUUUAAAACCUCAACCAGGAGAUCUCUGUAAAAGAAAGAUGAAGAUAAAUGGAGAAACAGUUGAAUGUGAAGCAGACGUUAGAUUUACAUGCCAUCCUUCACCUGUAGGUUAUAGUCCACCUACAUGUUGUGUAGUUAUGGUAACAGAGAUUGCAAAAGAAAACACAGUAUCAAUUGGAGAUGGAAAAAUAGAUAUUCAUUUAUUGUCUGAUAAAGUAUUAGGACAGAUAGGAGCAGAUAUAUUAUUUGAAAGUGAAUUCUCCAUCUUUUUCCCAGGUGUAAUUGGAAUGUUGUGCAUUGGAACAAAGUUAAUUUUUCUAUACUGUGAAAUUCCUGGCACCAAAUUGCUGGAAAUGAAGCAGAAUGGAAAACUUGAAGAAACUAUGGGAGCUGACAACCACAUUCAUUUCACAAAGGCAUUUGAUUACCUGGUAGCAGAUGAUAGGAAUGAGAUUCUCGACUACUUAUUCUGGCUUGGAUACAUACAGUCAUCUGGAUAUGCUAAUCACUAAGGAAUUUCUGCAUGUCUUGUCAACUCUACAAUCAUUAGGUAAAAAACCCAGCUGACAUCACCUUCCUGUAUGUAUGUUUUGUUGAAGACUCAAGUUGUAUAAGAGAAAGCAGAGCUGGAACAAUGAAAUAAAAACAAAUUCUGAUGACAGAAAAUACCUGUUGAAAGUUAUAGAAAGAUGAUGACAUUUACAGAAAUCUUAUUGUAGAUGUACAAGAGAAUGACAAUUUAUUUGAAUUGAACCUGUAAAAGAACCAGAGAAUGACAAUUUAUAUGAAUUGAACCUGUAAAAAAACCAGAGAAUGACAAUUUAUUUGAAUUGAACCUGUAAAAGAACCAGAGAAUGACAAUUUAUUUUAAUUCAACCUAUAAAAGAACCAGAGAAUGACAAUUUAUUUUAAUUGAACCUGUAAGAGAACCAGAGAAUGACAAUUUGUUUUUAGCUCACCUGGCCCGAAGGGCCAAGUGAGCUUUUCUCAUCAUUUGGCGUCCGUCGUCCG
This is a messenger RNA of Mytilus californianus (California mussel), 1141 nucleotides long. RefSeq lists its product as uncharacterized. Lineage: Eukaryota; Metazoa; Mollusca; Bivalvia; Mytilida; Mytilidae. The transcript is spliced from 5 exons. Bases 52 to 642 code for a protein of 196 amino acids. The record is from RefSeq and is a predicted model, not a curated record.